AUGUCCGCAGCACAACUUAUUCUUGGGAGUGGGUGUCUGUCUGUUCGACAGGACGAACAGUGCUCCCAGCUACGUAGCGUACUCAGCGGAAUUCAACUCGAAGCCGCAGAGGAGGAAACGCAGCGGUUCUCGGACCCGCUGACCCCCGAGGAGCGACGCACCGUGAACCCCUGUGCACAGGGGAGAGCGGUAUCGCCGCCAGAGGUACCGCGUUUGCCGCACGUACACACAGCCAGUGAGGUUCUUGAGCAGCUCGCACAGAAACCAACGGCAUGCUCUCUUGAGUGGCGCGUUCUGCACCGUCCUUUGCUACCGGCAAGCUAUCGCAACAUUUACUUGCGCUGGUCUCGCCCGGUGCGACACAUUCUGAUUCUCUUCACCGUCUACUCUGAUUCUGCUCGAAGUUCCGCGGUUAAAAUAUGUCAAUGGCUUGAAGCUGAGUAUCCAGAACUCAUCCUCUACUCGGAAACAGAGCACACGCUACCGGGCACGUUGCACUUUCCACGAGAACAGACGCAGACACCCAUCGACCUGGUCAUCUGCUUGGGUGGUGAUGGACUCGUUUUGCACGCCUGUGCAUCGCUCUUUCCGAAAGCGGCACCACCACUGAUGCCUUUUCAUCUAGGAUCUUUGGGCUUUCUCACACCCUUUCCGUUCAACAAUUUCCCGUCAUGCGUUCGGGAGGUAAUGCGCGGCAGCGACGUCACCGUUACGCUGCGAAUGAGGCUGGACUGUGCUAUCUACAAGGAUGGCGAUGGUCAGCGACCCCUGAUCCAAAAGACUGUAUUGAACGAAGUCGUCGUCGACCGUGGUCCAGCACCGUUUCUCAGUAAUCUGGAAUGUUACUGCGAUGACUUUCCAGUGACGCGCAUUCAAGCUGACGGAGUCAUCCUGGCGACGCCGACGGGUUCCACAGCGUACUCGUUGUCGAGCAACGGCUCGAUGGUGCAUCCUUCGGUACCAGCUAUUCUACUGACGCCGAUUUGUCCGCACUCGCUGUCAUUUCGACCGGUGAUCUUUCCAGACUAUGUAACGCUGAAAAUUCGCGUAUCGCGUCAUGCGCGGGGCUCAGCCUGGGUCAGUUUCGACGGACGAGCGCGCACGGAACUCCAGCGCGGGGACUACUUACGAGUUCAGAUAUCACCUUGGCCUCUAGCUACGUUGAAUUAUAACGACCAGACACAGGAUUGGUUUCGUUCGGUAUCACGAUGUCUCCGCUGGAAUGAGCGACCUAUGCAGCGGCUGCUCUCGCUCGAGGGAAACGCCUGGGAAGAGUCGCCCCCGGCUGGCGCUUCACCGAGAGCGCCCAGUGAUCUGACCCCGCCAGCUGGCACUGGAAGUCUAGAGCCGGCUCCAGCAACGCCACUGGACUCCUUCAAAGAGGAAUGCGGGUCGCCGGACCUGGUAGAGCCCGAGCGGGAGGCAUCUACUUUCAGUCGGAUCGCCAAUGCGUUUCGCUCGCCACCCGAGUGGUUUUUCGCGCGCAGCAUGGAGAACGUUCACUGCCCCAAGGGCGACAGUAGCGCUUCUCGCUAG
Molecule: messenger RNA, 1536 nt
Organism: Cyanidioschyzon merolae strain 10D
Lineage: Eukaryota; Rhodophyta; Bangiophyceae; Cyanidiales; Cyanidiaceae
Exons: 1
Coding region: 1-1536 (511 amino acids)
Biological process (GO): NADP+ biosynthetic process; NAD+ metabolic process
Molecular function (GO): NAD+ kinase activity
Source: RefSeq, a predicted model, not a curated record